AUGGGGGUGCACGGCCUAUGGGAUCUCUUGAGGCCAGCAGCAGCAGCAACAUCGUUAUCAACACUCUCAAGAGAUGCUUUCCUCUCAAACAAGAAUGGUCUCAGAGCACUUACUGUUGGUAUAGACGCUUCUAUCUGGAUCUUUCACGCCCAAGUGGUGCUGCAAGGAGAGAAUCCAUUCUUGAGGACGAUAUUCAUGAAGAUCACAGCCCUUCUCCGGCAUCCCGUGAUUCCAGUCUUUGUCUUUGAUGGCCCAAACAAGCCCAAUGUCAAGAGAAAUCAGAGAGUGACAGGAAACUUUGGUACCCAUGACAAUCGAAGUCGGCAGUUCAAAGCUCUCCUUGAUUCAUGUGGGCUGGAAUGGUGGAAUGCACCGGGCGAGGCAGAGGCAGAACUGGCUGUUAUGAAUCGACAGGGCAAGAUCGACGCCAUCUUGUCUGAUGACGCCGAUGCUCUUCUUUUCGGCGCGACUUGUCUCUUAAGAAAUCCUUCUGCUACUCUGUCAGGCGCUCAAGCUUCAAAGACCAACCAGGGCAAUGCCUCUUCCAGCCAUCAACGUCAAUAUGAAGUAUACACAUCGUCUGCCAUCAAACACAUGUGGUCUGCCAAAGAAGGGACGCAGUUGAAAACGGAAGAAGAUUGUCGGUUGGCUAUGGUGUUGGUCGCAUUGCUCAGCGGGGGUGAUUAUACACCAGAAGGAACUUUUAGUAUCGGACCUACAAUCUCCCACGGUCUCGCUAGCGCUGGUAUAUCAUCCAAGCUCAACGACUAUAUCCACAACAAAUCCUCCUUCCAAGACGCCCUCCCCGACAUCCAGCUCGAAAUCAUCCAAGAGCUCCGCACAAAUGCCACCAAGCAAGUCGGCCGUCGCUAUCCCGACCGUGCCAACAAGAUCUCCGCCAUCACUCCUGAAGAGCUCUUCCCACCUGCAACGCUGGAAGCCUAUCUGAAUCCAUGUACCAGCCCACGUGAUGAUAAGUCUAAAGGUUGGCCCGGCUUUGGCCAGGGAUCGGCUUCGGGCAUACGAGGCAAGGGAAGGAAUGAAGGCAGAGGCGAUAUGGAAGGCUUUGCUUCUGCCUGUGAAAAUUAUUUCGAAUGGGGUACCAAGGACCUCGUUUGUAAGAAAUUCGGCGGAGAGAGUCUGGGCGUAUUUGGGUCGCAGAUCAUGAACUCGGCUCGGGAGGCUGUUCGAGCGAGGGAUGCUUUCAAGCGGGCCAAUGGCUCCAAUGAGACACCGACGAGACUUACUUCGUACUUUCAACAAUCCGUCCCCGGUUCUUCCUCUCGGAGCAAAGGCGGCGAGACAUCUCAGUCUGUACCUCCAUCCCAACCACCAUCCCGAAACCCUCCUCCCCACAUCCUUGCUAUCCACUCCGCCCACCCCGAUCCCACCAACAAAAACCUCUUUGAAUAUCGCAUAUCUUUCCACCAUGCUGCUUUGGCCGAGCGGUGUACAGAGGCCAUGAUAGGUACCAGGAUGGACCCAGGACAGCUACCGGAGGAAGAGAGGGAGAGACUGGGUCUUGUGGGGAGGAAGGAGCAGGAUGAGGAGGGGCUCCCUGCUACCCAAGGAGCGGCUGCGGCAAAGACGGAGACAAGGGUGUGGGUACCAGAGUAUCUGGUGAAGGAAGCAUGGCCGGGGAUGGUGCAAGAGUAUGAAGACAAGCUCGCGGCCAAGAACAAGCCAAAGAAGAAGGGCAAAGCCGUGCCCCCAAAGAAGGUAGUGGAGAAGGAGAAGCCAAAGCCAAAGAGUAAGAAGGUGGUGUUGGAAGCCAAUGAGGAAGAUACGGGCGCAUUCACGUCAUUCUUCAGCAGUCAGCCCAUACCGCCGUCGGAUCCGGUGCAAGAGGAUGAGGAUUGGGACGCGCUUUUCAGGAUGAGUGAUGAAGAGCCCGUGGUGAACCGGCCUGCUGUGGUACCCAAGCGUGCCCAGGUCGUUGGGGAGGUGAUAAAUCUCUGUCUCUCUCCCUCGCCGCCUCCAGUUCCCACUGCGGAAAGUAAGAAGCGGCUCGCGCGAUCCCCGCUCGCCUCUUCUCAAUCCAGUGCGCUGUCUGGAGGUGAAAAGAGUGAAUCCUCCGUCCGCACAGUCAGGCGUGCUCGAAAGAAGAGGUCUCCUGUACCAGCCUCACCGAGCCGGAGCUCGCCCGUCCCUACCUCAGCCGACCAGACUCUCCCCACGGCCUCCAACGCACCUCGCUUCUCUGCUCGCCAAUGGGGCCAAAAGGCCGUAUCUUCCCCAGCAGUCUUCACUGCCCGGCCGGCGGCGUCUCUCGGGGUGAUCGACCUUUGUAAUACAUCAUCGGAUGAGGAUGAGGUGGUGCCACCUCCAAGGCGACGGGCUGUGCGAGCUUCAAAAGGUCUCGCCGCCGAGUCGGGGGUCCUGACCAGCUCUCAACGCCCCAACGCUCCCUCUCCGAGAAUGACGCGCUCUUCCUCUGUAUCCCUUCCCGCAGCGGAAAAGAGCACUACCAGGCCCCCAAAGAUGGCCAAAGGAGGUUCCAUCUUGAACCACCCUCUCUUCUCUGCCGUCAGCGUCAUGUCACCUCCACCGCCGAGUCCUGCGGGCAAGGGGCAGACACAAGCUUCAUCAGAGUCUACGUCCGGGCUGGGGUCUCCCAAGGCGAAGGGGAAAGAAAGGAGCGGCUCCCCCACUUUGCACCCGAGACGGCCAAUGUACAGGAUGAUCAGCGAGACGGAAGAAGGCGAGGUGAUUGAUUGUACGAGGAGGAGAAGGUCGUAG
This is a messenger RNA of Cryptococcus wingfieldii CBS 7118, 2739 nucleotides long. RefSeq lists its product as hypothetical. The coding region runs from base 1 to 2739 and encodes 912 amino acids. The record is from RefSeq and is a predicted model, not a curated record. Gene Ontology annotation, molecular function: 5'-flap endonuclease activity. Lineage: Eukaryota; Fungi; Basidiomycota; Tremellomycetes; Tremellales; Cryptococcaceae. The transcript is spliced from 7 exons.